AUGAAGCUCCGUACUCUUGCCAGACCUUUCAUCAAGUGCUCCUUAAUCUCUGGAAAUGAUGCUUUCUUUUGGCAUGAUGACUGGACUGAGUUGGGUCCGCUGUUGGGAAUUGUUGGGGACACGGGUCCUAUGGUUACGGGGAUCUCCUUGGAAGCUAAAAUUUCGGAUGUUUGUGUUGAUAAUGUCUGGAACCUGCCGAGAAGCCGUCAUCCAAUCGCAAGGGUCCUCAAGGCCUCUAUUCCGCAAUCAUCCUUGAAUCUCAUCUCUCAAGGAAAGGACACUUUCUAUUUGAAAAUCGGUCCGGAUGAUACAACUGGAAGAUUCUCUGCAGCAAAAACAUGGAAGGCUUUGAACCCUUGUACAGACUCUUUUUCCUGGCACAAAACAGUGUGGUUUACAGGGGGUAUUCCAAAACAUGCUUUUAAUACUUGGGUUGUCUUCCGUGAUCGGCUUCCCACUCGAGACCGGCUUAUUAGUUGGGGAUUGAUUGUCCCUUCUCAUUGUCUGCUGUGUCAGAACGGUGAUGAGUCUAGAGGUCACUUCUUUUUGGUUUGUCAGUUUUCUUCUCAACUUUGGAUUUCUAUGUUUGAUCAAUCGAGCCAAACACCGCCUUCGGAUUUGGAGAGCACUAGAAUCUGGAUUCCUUUAGUUGCAUCAGAUCAAAAACUGCGAACAGUGCUUCUGCUUAUCUUUCAUGCUGUUGUGUAUUUUGUAUGGAAAGAGAGGAAUAGCAGACUUCAUCUAAACCCAUCGAGAUCAACAUCCUCUCUAAAGAAGGAGAUUGCAACUCUGCUGAGAGCAAAGUUAGCAGCUCUUGAUAGAGUCAGCUUAUCUUCUCAUCAUCCCUCGACAACUCUUGUCACCGCUACUACUUAUCUUCGUACUUGA
Molecule: messenger RNA, 888 nt
Organism: Raphanus sativus (radish)
Lineage: Eukaryota; Viridiplantae; Streptophyta; Magnoliopsida; Brassicales; Brassicaceae
Exons: 1
Coding region: 1-888 (295 amino acids)
Source: RefSeq, a predicted model, not a curated record